UGCACGCGAAUAGCGCAAGGCUGCCCGGACCAUCCUGGCCUCACGGUCGCCAUGACGACGAGGCUGCCGGCAACGGCGGCGGGGGCUGGUCGUUGAGGCUGCUAGGUGAGUCCGGCCCCCGGACCUCGCCCUGCGGUGAGCCAGCUCCAUCCGUCCAUCCACCUGAACGCGGACUAUGAGAAGAUGGUGGGACCGACGAGGAGUAAGCUCAGGGAAGCGAGCCCCAACCCGCCGCAGUCCUCCCGCUCGGUGCAGACGAGGCGGAGGCAGGGCGCAGGGACGGCGGAGCCCCCGCCGGAGCGCGCUGCGCCGCAGGAGAGGCCCAAGAGGUCGCUGUUGCCGCCUUUCUUCCUUAGCAACAGGAGGAGCCAGCCCGGGGGCGCCCGUAACAACCCGCCGCGGAGGAUCCGAAAUAUGAACGCGCAAAAUUACUUUCAUCUGGAAGAGGCCACCAAGCUCCUCCUUUUAGGCCGCUUCCAAUUCCUCCACACUCUCCUGGACCACUUCCGCGAAAAGGUGCAGGCGCUGCAGAUUCACCGCUUCUCCCACAAGACCCUCUUUGGCUUAGCUGCCUUUGUGGGGAUUUUGCACUGGAUACACUUAGUAACACUUUUUGAAAAUGACCGUCAUUUUUCUCACCUCUCAUCUUUAGAACGGGAGAUGACGUUUCGCACGGAAAUGGGACUGUAUUAUUCGUACUUCAAGACCAUCAUCGAAGCCCCUUCAUUUUUGGAAGGACUAUGGAUGAUCAUGAAUGACAGGCUAACUGAAUAUCCCCUGGUAAUCAAUACAGUGAAACGCUUCCAUCUUUAUCCAGAGGUACUCAUAGCCUACAGUUAUCGCACAGUCAUGGGAAUACUGAAUUUAUUUGGGAUAGAAGCAAAGACCUGCUGGAAUGUCACCAGAAUAGAGCCUCUUAAUGAAGUUCAGAGCUGUGAAGGAUUGGGAGACCCAGCUUGCUUUUACGUUGGUGUAAUUUUUAUUUUAAAUGGACUAAUGAUGGGAUUGUUCUUCAUAUAUGGUACAUACUUGAGUGGGAGUCAGUCAGGAGGUCUAAUUACAGUAGCGUGCUACUUUUUCAAUCAUGGAGAGGCUACCCGUGUGAUGUGGACACCGCCUCUCCGGGAAAGUUUCUCAUAUCCAUUCCUUGUACUUCAGAUGUAUGUUUUAACCACUAUUCUCAGGACCUCCACCAUUCACAAAAAACAGUACAUGGCGCUCUGUUUCUCCAAUGUCGCUUUCAUGCUCCCUUGGCAGUUUGCUCAGUUCAUACUUUUCACACAGAUAGCCUCAUUAUUUCCCAUGUAUGUUGUGGGUUACAUUGAGCCAAGCAAAUUUCUGAAGAUCAUUUAUAUCAACAUGGGUUCUGUUGUCCUAUGUUUCAUUUUGAUGUUUGGAAAUCCAAUGUACUUAAGUUCUUAUUAUUCCUCAUGUUUGUUAGUGACAUGGGCAAUAAUGCAAAAGAAAAACAAAAUCCAAAAAUUGGGAGGCAAUGAACUUCACUUUUGGCUACUCCAAGCCUGUGCUUGGUGGAGUGGAACAAUCAUUUUGAAAUCUCUGACAUCUAAAAUCUGUGGCGUUUCAGACCAUAUUCGCCUGAGUGACCUUAUAGCGGCCAGAAUCUUAAGGUACACAGAUUUUGAUACCUUAAUAUACACCUGUGCUCCUGAAUUUGACUUCAUGGAACAAGCGACUCCACUGAGAUACACAAAAACAUUAUUGCUUCCACUUGUUAUGGUGAUUACUUAUUUUAUCUUUAAAAAGACUGUUGGUGAUAUCAUGUGUGUCUUAUGUACAAACACUUAUCUGAGAAAACAGCUCCUUGAAAACGGUGAGUUGAUCUUUCACACCUUGCAGUUGCUGGCAUUCACAGCUCUUGCCAUUUUAAUCAUGCGGUUGAAGCUGUUUUUGACACCCCACAUGUGUAUUAUGGCUUCCUUGAUCUGCUCCCGACGGCUCUUUGGCUGGCUUUUUUGCAGAGUUCAUUUUGAGAAUGUUGUCUUCGGUAUUCUGACAAUGAUGUCAAUACAAGGUUGGGCAAACCUCCAUAACCAGUGGAGCAUUAUGGGAGAGUUUACUAACUUGCCUCAGGAAGAGCUCAUACACUGGAUCAGAUACAACACCAGGCCAGAUGCUGUCUUUGCAGGUGCCAUGCCUACAAUGGCAAGCAUCAAGCUGUCGACACUGCAUCCAAUUGUGAACCACCCACACUAUGAGGAUGCAGACUUGAGGGCUCGAACAAAAAUAGUUUAUUCUGCAUAUAGCCGAAAAUCUGCAGCAGAAGUGAGAGAUAAAUUAUUGGAAUUACAUGUGAAUUAUUAUGUUCUAGAAGAGGCAUGGUGUGUUGUGAGAACGAAACCUGGUUGUAGUAUGCUUGAAAUCUGGGAUGUGGAAGACCCUUCCAAUGCAGCUAAUCCUCCGCUCUGUAGUCUCCUGCUCAAGGAUGCCAGGCCUUACUUCACCACAGUAUUUCAGAAUAGUAUGUACAGAGUACUGAAGAUUAACUGACAGCAAGGAUACCCAUCAUUCUGUAGUGCAAAGAUGUAUGUCAAAAAAGAACACUCCCAGCCUUAUUUGCAACAGUACAAAUCACAGGCUUUGAUAAGAGACACUUUAAAAAAAGAUAAAAUUAUUUAAAGUUUUCGGUUGCUAAUGACAAAUUGCUGCAUUUUUUUUACAUUGAAUGGCAGCCUGUCAAGCUUACCUCAUAAAUGAUUAAGUCAUCUCAUACCUCAUCAACAAAUGCUCAUUUUAGAGUCUUGAGGAAAGAAGUAUGCAAAAUAACAACAUAAUUUUAGAAACGAAGGAUAAGUAAUUCCUUUUAAACCCAGCUAGGUGAGUUACUUCAGGUUUCCCUAGUACCCGGGAAUCAGCCCCGACCCUCUGAGCCACGCAGAAGAGUUCAGACUCUGAGGAGCCUCAUGGUGCUGGAGGCCUCAUUCACUUUUGGUUUAUGAUGAAGAUGGUAUUAUCUUAUAAAAUUUAUCUCCUGAUAAAAGCUAUCUGUCCAAAAAUGCUUUGAAAAUUGGUAAUUACCUUGACGAUAAAGUGGGUCCAUGAAAAGAGUAAUUGUCUCUCUUUUUUUCAUGCUAAACAUUAAAAAUGCUAGAUGUUUGAAUAUGCAUCCCCUCCGAGUUAAGCAUCUUGGAGUUUUUAUACUUAUAUCUUUCUUAUAUUUUUUGGCCAGCCAUAAAAGAUGAGUCAAUUUCAUAGAUUAGUUUACUUACGGUAGGUAAGCAAUUAUAUAUAAAAUAUUUUCCAACCUUUAUAGUUGGAACACAACUAUAUGCUGAACACAAAAUAGCUAAGAAAGAAGGCUGUAUUGUGUUGAUUUCAACAUUUUCAAGUAAUUUCUUUUGCUGUGUGGAGCAAAGAAGGAAAAAGAUAUAACACUCAUUAAAGUAACGUGUUUUAGACGGUAUCACCACAGGGAUAUUUUAAAGUAAUUAUCAGAAUUCAACAAAAUGAUACAUGUUGUGUUAACCAAGAAAAUGCUCCGUACACACAAUGUUUUCCUAUGAAUUUUGUUAUUUUCAUGUAAAAUGCUUAUUAAAUCAUU
Messenger RNA from Meriones unguiculatus (Mongolian gerbil), 3559 nucleotides. It is a transcript of the gene Dpy19l2, whose product is annotated as dpy-19 like 2. Gene Ontology annotation, molecular function: mannosyltransferase activity. The coding region runs from base 184 to 2508 and encodes 774 amino acids. Gene Ontology annotation, biological process: spermatid development. Lineage: Eukaryota; Metazoa; Chordata; Mammalia; Rodentia; Muridae. The transcript is spliced from 22 exons. Gene Ontology annotation, cellular component: nuclear inner membrane. The record is from RefSeq and is a predicted model, not a curated record.